Messenger RNA from Trypanosoma grayi, 881 nucleotides. RefSeq lists its product as hypothetical. The annotation marks the transcript as partial. NCBI's taxonomy places the organism in Eukaryota, Euglenozoa, Kinetoplastea, Trypanosomatida, Trypanosomatidae. The transcript has a single exon. The record is from RefSeq and is a predicted model, not a curated record.
AUGGAUACGUUUCAAGCAAGGCUUGACGCCCUUCAGAAGCAGUCCAAGGAGCAGAUCACGGCGGUAAUGGCGGCGCUGCAGGACGCGUGCAGUGAAGGUACGCAGCCGGUGAGAAUAGCAGUGGCUAUCGGCAACCGACUGACGGGUAGUCAAGUAGCAGCUUCUUUCCCAGUUAUCUGCCUCAUAGACGCCAUGACGACGAAGCAGGAGGAUGCACAUAUCGCGGCAGUUUUGGAGGAGUUCUGGCGUAUUGCACCACCUCUGUUUCUGAACUACGCAACGACGGACGAGGCGCUUCGGGAAAAGGUUAUGCGAGCACUGAAGCGAUGGGGAGGGAAAAAAGUUUUUUCACCCUCCAUUUCUGAAAAGCUACUGGCCGCAAUGAGCGGAAAGGAAGUGAAAGAAGUCACGGUGGAGGCGAAUGAAGCAGACAAUGCACGACGUGCGAGUAAUGAAACAAAAGGCUCGAAAAUUGAUUUCACGAGAUCCGAGGUGUCUGGGUUUUGCUCUAUUCUUCAGACAUGCAUGAAGAUGAUUCAACAGCUUCCACCACAUCGAGCCAGCAUGUAUCUAGAGGUUGCACGGAAAGAAAAGCUUCUUCAGACGCCAUCGAGGUCUGCACUACUAUUUUUUAAAGGCCUCCACGCCGAGUUGACUCGUGAGUCUGCGCUCUACAACAGCAAUGUUGUCAAGAGUGAGCACCAGGCCUUCCCUGCGUUGAGUAGUGGCACUGAAACCAAGGCAGCGCUUGGUAACCUUUUAGACAGGCUCGCCAAGGAGCUGGCGUCUCCAGCAGCACCGGCCAGCAGUAACACAGAUCACUCGUUUCAUGUGGUACGUUACGUCUCGCCCUUACAAUCUGAUAUUUGUCAGCGUCUCUC